Molecule: messenger RNA, 1326 nt
Organism: Trypanosoma conorhini
Lineage: Eukaryota; Euglenozoa; Kinetoplastea; Trypanosomatida; Trypanosomatidae
Product: putative 40S ribosomal protein S8
Exons: 1
Coding region: 1-1326 (441 amino acids)
Source: RefSeq, a predicted model, not a curated record
AUGCAGGCGCAGUUGUACGUGAACGGCCGCGCCGGGCUGCUGUCCCCCGCCGGCAUCCGGACGUACCGACAGCUCGGGGUGGUGGUGGCGCGCGGCCUGCUUCCGGAGAGCCUCGUCGCCGCGCUCGCGCGUGCCUGCCGCGACGUGGCAGAGGCGCGUGGGGCGCGCGUGUUCCCCGGCGUCGACGAGGAACACAACGGCCGCAUCGACUUCGACGCCCGGAUGGAGCCAAAGCCGACGGCCAAUUUGGGCGCGCAGGCGCCCCCGCCGGAGAUUCAGGCGCAGCUGCGGCGGCAGGACGAGGCGCGGGCGCUGGAGCGGCGGUACCGCAAGGUGCUGCUCAAGUGCCGCAACACGCGCGAGGUGGACCGCGUCUACGCGAGGCUGGCGGCGGUGCGGGCGAAGUACAUGCGGUUCAAGUACGUGAAGAACUGCGUGGGCGAGGAGGAGGAGCGCGCCGGGCGGAUGAGCGACGCGCGCAUGCGGGAGCUGGGCGGCGAGCACACCUACGAGGACGUGCGGGCGAGCUUCGAGCGCUACCGCGGCAGCGGGAAGAUGGAGAUGGAGGUGCGGCGCGAGUACCACCUCGACCGCGCGCUGGAGCACCUGCAGAACUGGUCCAAGUGCUGGUGCCGCGUGUGGCCGGACUCGCCGGCGCUGCAGCGGCUGCUGCUGCCGGGGGCUGACGGGGCGUUGGGCACCGCCGUCGGCGAGGCCGCGGCGGCGUUGGCGGGGGACGUCGUCGUUCGCCUCUUCGACGACGCCGUGCACGACUACCACCCGUUCCUCAACAGCACGCCGUUUCACUUCGUCGGCAGCGCCACGAACUUCCGGAGCAGAAGCGGCAUGACGGUGUCCGUGGGGCUGGCCGCGGGGCAGGCGCCGGCGCUCGUCAUCCCCGGCUCCCACCACGUCAUGCGGGAGUUCACGGACGACGGCCGCGACUUUAGCCGCUACCGCGCCGGCGGCGUGUUCGACAUGGGGCGGGCGAUACGCAACAUUGCGCCGCUGCGGGAGCUGCCGGUGGUGCAGCUGGAGCCGCUUGAGCCCGGCAGCGUCGUCUUCACAAACCACUACACGCUGAGCGCGGUGCAGCCAACGAUGUGCGGCGGGGCGGCAAAUUACACCCCGCCCUCGGCCCGCACCGUCAACUGCCCCUAUCAAUACUCCAUGACCCUCAUGCCUGACCGCUGCGUCUUUGAUGGCCUGCGCAACUCGUGGGCCUCGCGGGACUCGCACGGGCCGCUGCACAGCUACAAGCCCGGGCAGCCGCUUGUGGACGAUGCCGUGUUCCCCGUCAUUCACAGGGCGCUUGACGUGGAGUAA